AUGUGCGGCCCACACCCACAGUUGGGUCGCGCUCAAGCUGCUGGCCUGACGGGACCGGGGCGUGGCCAGCCCGCCUGGCUCGUGCCGGCCUUUGUGCGGCCCACAGUUGGGUCGCGCUCAAGCUGCUGGCCUGGCGGGACCGGGGCGUGGCCAGCCCGCCUGGCUCGUGCCGGCCUUUGUGCGGCCCACAGUUGGGUCGCGCUCAAGCUGCUGGCCUGGCGGGACCGGGGCGUGGCCAGCCCGCCUGGCUCGUGCCCGGCCUUUGUGCAGCCCACAGUUGGGUCGCGCUCAAACUGCUGGCCUGACAGGACCGGGGCGUGGCCAGCCCGCCUGGCUCGUGCCCGGCCUUUGUGCAGCCCACAGUUGGGUCGCGCUCAAGCUGCUGGCCUGACAGGACCGGGGCGUGGCCAGCCCGCCUGGCUCGUGCCCGGCAUUUGUGCGGCCCACAGUUGGGUCGCGCUCAAGCUGCUGGCCUGGCGGGACCGGGGCGUGGCCAGCCCGCCUGGCUCGUGUCCGGCCUUUGACCGGGGCGUGGCCAGCCCGCCUGGCUCGUGCCCGGCAUUUGUGCGGCCCACAGUUGGGUCGCGCUCAAGCAACUGGCCUGGCGGGACCGGGGCGUGGCCAGCCCGCCUGGCUCGUGUCCGGCCUUUGUGCGGCCCACAGUUGGGUCACGCUCAAGCUGCUGGCCUGACAGGACCGGGGCGUGGCCAGCCCGCCUGGCUCGUGCCCGGCCUUUGUGCGGCCCACAGUCGGGUCGCGCUCAAGCUGCUGGCCUGGCGGGACCGGGGCGUGGCCAGCCCGCCUGGCUCGUGCCCGGCCUUUGUGCGGCCCACAGUCGGGUCGCGCUCAAGCUGCUGGCCUGGCGGGACCGGGGCGUGGCCAGCCCGCCUGGCUCGUGCCCGGCCUUUGUGCGGCCCACAGUCGGGUCGCGCUCAAGCUGCUGGCCUGGCGGGACCGGGGCGUGGCCAGCCCGCCUGGCUCGUGCCCGGCCUUUGUGCGGCCCACAGUCGGGUCGCGCUCAAGCUGCUGGCCUGGCGGGACCGGGGCGUGGCCAGCCCGCCUGGCUCGUGCCCGGCCUUUGUGCGGCCCACAGUCGGGUCGCGCUCAAGCUGCUGGCCUGGCGGGACCGGGGCGUGGCCAGCCCGCCUGGCUCGUGCCCGGCCUUUGUGCGGCCCACAGUCGGGUCGCGCUCAAGCUGCUGGCCUGGCGGGACCGGGGCGUGGCCAGCCCGCCUGGCUCGUGCCCGGCCUUUGUGCGGCCCACAGUUGGGUCGCGCUCAAGCUGCUGGCCUGGCGGGACCGGGGCGUGGCCUGCCCGCCUGGCUCGUGCCGGCCUUUGUGCGGCCCACAGUCGGGUCGCGCUCAAGCUGCUGGCCUGGCGGGACCGGGGCGUGGCCAGCCCGCCUGGCUCGUGCCCGGCCUUUGUGCGGCCCACAGUCAGGUCGCGCUCAAGCUGCUGGCCUGGCAGGACCGGGGCGUGGCCAGCCCGCCUGGCUCGUGCCGGCCUUUGAGCGGCCCACAGUCUGUCGCGCUCAAGCUGCUGGCCUGGCGGGACCGGGGCGAAGCCAGCCCGCCUGGCUCGAGCCCGCCCUUUGUGCGGCCCACAGUCGGGUCGCGCUUAAGCUGCUGGCCUGGCAGGACCGGGGCGUGGCCAGCCCGCCUGGCUUGUGCCGGCCUUUGUGCGGCCCACAGUCGGGUCGCGCUCAAGCUGCUGGCCUGGCGGGACCGGGGCGUGGCCAGCCCGCCUGGCUCGUGCCGGCCUUUGUGCGGCCCACAGUUGCGUCGCGCUCAAGCUGCUGGCCUGGCAGGACCGGGGCGUAGCCAGCCCGCCUGGCUCGUGCCCGCCCAUUGUGCGGCCCACAGUCGGGUCGCGCUCAAGCUGCUGGCCUGGCAGGACCGGGGCGUUGCCAGCCCGCCUCGCUCGUGCCGGCCUUUGUGCGGACCACAGUCGGGUCGCGCUCAAGCUGCUGGCCUGGCAGGACCGGGGCGUUGCCAGCCCGCCUCGCUCGUGCCGGCCUUUGUGCGGACCACAGUCGGGUCGCGCUCAAGCUGCUGGCCUGGCAGGACCGGGGUGUGGCCAGCCCGCCUGGCUUUUGCCCGGCCUUUGUGCGGCCCACUGUCGGGUCGCGCUCAAGCUGCUGGCCUGGCAGGACCGGGGUGUGGCCAGCCCGCCUGGCUAGUGCCCGCCCUUUGUGCGGCCUACAGUCGGGUCGCGCUCAAGCUGCUGGCUUGGCGGGACCGGUGCGUGGCCAGCCCGCCUGGCUCGAGCCCGCCCAUUGUGCGGCCCACAGUCGGGUCGCGCUCAAGCUGCUGGCCUGGCGGGACCGGGGCGUGGCCAGCCCGCCUGGCUCGUGCCCGGCCUUUGUGCGGCCCACAGUUGGGUCGCGCUCAAGCUGCUGGCCUGGCGGGACCGGGGCGUGGCCAGCCCGCCUGGCUCGUGCCCGUACUUUGUGCGGCCCACAGUCGGGUCGCGCUCAAGCUGCUGGCCUGGCGGGACCGGGGCGUGGCCAGCCCGCCUGGCUCGUGCCCGGCCUUUGUGCGGCCCACAGUUGGGUCGCGCUCAAGCUGCUGGCCUGGCGGGACCGGGGCGUGGCCAGCCCGCCUGGCUCGUGCCCGGCCUUUGUGCGGCCCACAGUCGGGUCGCGCUCAAGCUGCUGGCCUGGCGGGACCGGGGCGUGGCCAGCCCGCCUGGCUCGUGCCCGGCCUUUGUGCGGCCCACAGUUGGGUCGCGCUCAAGCUGCUGGCCUGGCGGGACCGGGGCGUGGCCAGCCCGCCUGGCUCGUGCCCGGCCUUUGCCAACGACAGCUUCGUGAGCGACAGGCAAGCAUCUGUCGCGUCCCGUGAUUGGUGGUCGGUGGUCGCGUCGCCCGGCCGGGAACCAGACUGUCACCCCAGACCUCAGACAGACUCAGACAAACAGCCCUCGCUGGUUGUCGGGCGAGGGGCACCGGUGGACGCUUGCAGGCGCUCGCAGACGCUUGAGGGCGCUUGA
This is a messenger RNA of Bacillus rossius redtenbacheri, 2991 nucleotides long. RefSeq lists its product as uncharacterized. Bases 1 to 2991 code for a protein of 996 amino acids. Lineage: Eukaryota; Metazoa; Arthropoda; Insecta; Phasmatodea; Bacillidae. The transcript has 4 exons. The record is from RefSeq and is a predicted model, not a curated record.